This is a messenger RNA of Solanum pennellii, 2590 nucleotides long. Its product is annotated as transcription factor SRM1-like. The record is from RefSeq and is a predicted model, not a curated record. Bases 1443 to 2360 code for a protein of 305 amino acids. The transcript has 5 exons. Gene Ontology annotation, molecular function: DNA binding. Lineage: Eukaryota; Viridiplantae; Streptophyta; Magnoliopsida; Solanales; Solanaceae.
UCUUGUUAGCUCCACCAUAUUCACAUUUGGGUGAGUUAACAUCUCUGCUUUCAUCUGUUAUCGUAUGUGAUAAGGAGUAUUUGCUGGCGAUAUCUUAUUUACGUUUUCUAAAUUUGUCCUAAAGCUUAACACUUGAUGUGUGUGAGGCUGUGGAGUCCCAUACUUAUUUCUACUCCCUGAUCCCCCACCUUUCUCCUUUCUUCCUCUAAGGUUUAUUUAUAUUCGCAUAUUAGAAAGUCACAGUUAUUUAUAGUAUAUACCAUGUUGCUGAAUCUUUAUUCCCUUGGCUUCAUUUUAUUCUGCUCAAAUUGUACAGCGUUUUUUCUUUGAAAGUGUAUGAAUGUGCUUUUUAGUGGUUUCAGGUUCUAUGUCAUUUGAUUUGGUUUUAACCUGUUCUUGUAAUGCUGCAUUCUGAUUUUGCUAGAUCUCCAUACUGGUACUCCAAGAUAGAUAUCUAAGCCUAUUCUUUGGUUGUUUCCGCCCCUUAAAAAAGGAAAAAAGAAACUCAAAAGGGAAGCUGUUGUUAUUUCUAUCAAAUUGAAAUCAUUCCUGCCACUUAUGUUAUUGUGAACACAGCCAGAAGAUUCUGGAAGAAACUAAAGUAAAAGAACCUACUUUCAUAGGGUACUUGUGUUGGUUUGGGUCAAUAAAAACCUUGUUCUUCAUGAGUUAGACUACAGAAAGUUGAUGAAAUCGAGGAUAUGUUAUAUCCUUUAGAUCGAUGAAGAAUUUAAUGGCGGUGCUCAUUUUUGAGUGUAUAAUGUGUCUGGUAAAAUAUCCUUAGAGAAUUGUUAUAUGUUAAAAUAUAUUAUUUAACUAUUUCUGGUUAAUUUUUCGUAGCGGUCUUUUACUAUUCUUCAUUUAUCUUUAGAAGUUUAGCAUUUAAAAUUUCUCCAUUUGAUUAACGCUAACAAGCCAUGAAGCUGAGAUGAAUAUGCUUCUAUUCUGAUGCCUUCAUUGUUGUUUCCUUUCCAUUUUAAUAUCAUCACUUAUAAUAUGUCUAACCAUGAAGAACCUUCUGAAUAGUGAAAGAGCAAGGGGUUUAAUUACACUUCUUGGAUUUGAGGAAGAUUUUACUGUGAUUGGUCCAAAGGGCGGGUCACAGACGGAUUUCUCGGUUACAAAAAAAAAGAAGCAAUCUUUUUCAGUUGAUUGUUAUUGAUCUCUUGGUUCAGACUGAUUUGAUACUGAUGAAGCUCCUCUCCUUUUCAAAAGACACUAGCUUAUAAUGAAAAAACACACAAUUGGCUAGAUAUUGCCUCAGGGAAGAGAGUUCGAAUUGCUUCUCAGUUUAUCAAACAUUACUUGUUGCUUCCAGAAUCCAGACGCUGAUGAACUUCUUUUGCAGUUUUCCUGUUUUGAGUCUAUUUAAUGGAAACAUUCGCGCCACUUGAGGUUCUGCCAGUUGCGCUGACGGCUGACGUUAUUCGAUCUAAAAGAAAAUGAGCACUAAUAAGACAUGCAAUAGCUCCUUCUGGACUAGGGAGGAGGAUAAAAUCUUUGAGAAUACCCUAGCGAUCUACUUUAACAAUAACAAUCUAUUGAGGAUGAUGGAAGAAGCACUUCCUCAAAAAUCACUUCAGGACAUCAAGGAUCACUAUAAUAUACUCUUAGAAGAUAUCAAUGCCAUCGAUUCUGGAUGUGUUCCAUUACAUAAUUAUCCGGAAAUGCAAAGCAAUGCCAACCAAAAUUUGAAAGCAGACGCCAAAUGGCGAAGAGGGACUCCUUGGACAGAAGAGGAACACAGGUCAUUUCUCCGGGGCCUAGAAAUAUAUGGAAGAGGUGACUGGAGAAGUAUAUCUAGGCACUGUGUGAUUACAAGAACAGGAAUACAGGUGGCUAGCCAUGCACAGAAAUUUUUCAAGCGCCUCGAAGCCGCCAACAAAGGGGAGAGAAGAGCAAGCAUUCUUGAUAUUACUAGUGCAGAUGCUGAAGGUGCUGGAACUUCCCAAGUUCCAAAAACAGUGGAUAUGAUUGGGCCAGCUUGUGAAGGAUCACAAGUAGUGCCAAACAUGUCGCCUCAAGAAAGUACCAAUGCUGAGCAGCAGAUGACAACAGUUGCUGAAGACAUUGAUGACCUAAUGACGGAGCUGGAGGACGCUACUGCUGCUAGCUGUGGAACUUACAGUCAUCCCAUCACUAGAAUUGGGAGUGAACUAGAAGCAUUACUCGCUGAGCCCAUGGAUGUAGACAACACUAUUAGUUCCAUUUUUGAUGAUGAGAAAACACCAGCUUCCCGUUAUGCAGCUGUAGAGGCGGCUCCUCCUUAUUUACCUCCCUUCACCCCCUCAUCUAACACCACUGUUGAUGAUGAAGGCAUUUUUGAUACCGAUGACCUGUUCAUAGAUCAAAUGUUCUGAUUUGGUGGCGGGGAAGCUGUUUAUGUUGAUAUUAGUUGGUCACAACCAGAUGACUAUUGACCUUGAUACUGCACCUGUUUUUUUGAAGACUUGUUCCAUUAUACUAGACGAUAUUGCUCUUCUUUAUUUACUCUUAAUCUGCUGUACAGAGCAGGAUUAUGUCUAUCUUCAAAGGUUGAUUUUGGUUGAAUUUUUCAAUUAAAAAACUUCAGCAAUUCGAGUUCUUGCAA